Molecule: messenger RNA, 1446 nt
Organism: Asparagus officinalis (garden asparagus)
Lineage: Eukaryota; Viridiplantae; Streptophyta; Magnoliopsida; Asparagales; Asparagaceae
Exons: 12
Coding region: 237-1343 (368 amino acids)
Biological process (GO): coenzyme A biosynthetic process
Cellular component (GO): cytosol; nucleus
Molecular function (GO): pantothenate kinase activity; ATP binding
Source: RefSeq, a predicted model, not a curated record
CCUUUUUCGCGGUUUAUUAGGAAAGUCAGCAACGCUCGCAAGAAAAAGCCCAUCAUUUCGUGCCCCGUUUCUCGUUCUUUCUACGGUCCCUUUUCUUCUCCGUCUCUCUUCGAAGAGCUCCGACGCCCAUCAGAUCAAAAUCCAAAACCCUAACCCUAGCGCAAGAAGAACAAGAAGGAGCAGCAGGAGCAGGGGAGAGAGAGAGAGAGAGAUCAUUAAUCUCGAAGAGGAGGCAGAUGGAGAGCGAGUCUCCAUUGGUCCCUUUCCCGCUCCUCCAAACCCCGAUCGAAACCAACUACAGGGCCUGCACGAUCCCUUACAGGUUCCCCUCCGAUAACCCUCGCAAGGCUACUCCCGUCGAGAUCCAGUGGAUCGAUCUCUUCUUGAGCUCCGUCCCCUCCUUCAAGCAAAGAGCAGAGAGUGACAAUACAGUUGUUGAUGCCCCUGAAAAAGCUGAAAAAUUUGCUCAGAGAUACACAGAAAUCCUUGAAGACAUGAAGAAGAACCCUGAGAGUCAUGGUGGGCCCCCGGAUUGCAUUCUUCUUUGCAGACUUCGCGAGCAAGUCCUUAGAGAAGUGGGCUUUAGAGAUAUAUUCAAGAAGGUUAAGGAUGAGGAGAAUGCAAAAGCUAUUUCUCUCUUUGAGGGAGUUAUUCGGCUUAAUGAUGCCACUGAAGACGAGAUCAAGCGUGCUGAGAACUUGAUUAGGGGUAUAUUGGCAGGAAACAUAUUUGAUUUGGGAUCUGCACAGCUUGCAGAAGUUUUUGCAAGGGAUGGCAUGUCCUUUAUGGCAAGUUGUCAGAACCUUGUUCCUCGACCUUGGGUAAUUGAUGAUCUGGACACAUUCAAAACAAAAUGGACUAAGAAGUCAUGGAAGAAGGCUGUCAUUUUUGUUGAUAAUUCUGGAGCUGAUAUUAUAUUGGGCAUAUUGCCAUUUGCAAGAGAAUUGCUUCGGCGUGGUACAAAGGUGGUUCUAGCAGCUAAUGAGUUGCCUUCAAUCAAUGAUGUAACUUAUACUGAACUGGUUGAAAUUAUAAAGAAGCUGAAGGAUGAAAAGGACCAGAUUGUCGGUGUUGAUACUUCCGGCCUUCUCAUUGUCAAUUCUGGCAAUGAUUUACCGGUAAUUGACCUCUCAAAUGUAUCACCAGAGUUGGCAUAUCUGGCAGCCGAUGCAGACUUAGUUAUAUUGGAGGGAAUGGGACGUGGAAUAGAAACAAAUUUAUAUGCUCAACUGAAAUGUGAUUCAAUCAAGAUUGGAAUGGUGAAGCACCCAGAGGUUGCUCAAUUCUUGGGUGGGAGGCUCUACGAUUGUGUAUUCAAGUACAAUGAGGUGUUGAAUUACUGAUGCCGUCUCCGUUGAAGCUGUUCUCUUCAAUUCUUCAUGUCAGCAGUUCCACAAACAGUAUUUAUAAAGUGAAAUCUACGACAGAUAUUUAGAGACAACAGGG